AUGGCAAAAGCCAACAGUUCAGACUUUCACGUCCUUAUGUUUUCAUGGUUUGCAAUUGGUCACAUGACCCCAUUUCUCCACCUUGCUAACAAGCUUGCUGAAAAGGGUCAUAGAAUCACUUUCGUGCUACCCAGAAAAGCCGUGAGCCAAUUGGAACAUUUGAAUUUGUACCCAGAUUUCAUCUCUUUCCACCCUGUUACAGUUCCAUCUGUCACUGGCCUCCCUCCAGGUGCUGAAACUGCCUCCGAUAUCCCCAUUUUCUUGAGCCAUUUCCUCUCCAUUGCCAUGGACCGUACCAGGGAUCAAGUUGAAAACGUCAUCUCUUCAGUAAAACCGAAUCUGGUUUUGUACGACACUGCCCACUGGAUUCCUGAGAUAGCCAAACCACUUGGGAUCAAAACUGUAUGUUACAACGUUGUCUGUGCUGCAGCAAUCGCUAUUGUUUUGGUUCCAGCACGAAAUGCGACCAGGGAAAGGCCUAUAACCGCGGCUGAAUUGGCUGUGCCACCCCCUGGUUACCCUUCAUCUUCUGUAGUGUUGCGUAGCCAUGAAGGCCAGUCUUUGUUGUUUGUAACAAACCCUUUUGGGGAAGGGUUAACGUUUUACGAGAGAAUCACCAAGGCAAUGAAGAAUUGUGAUGCUAUAUCGAUGAGGACUUGCCAUGAAAUUGAAGCGAAGUUAUGUGAUUAUAUAGGGAGCCAGUAUGAGAAACCAGUUCUUUUAACAGGUCCAGUUUUGCCUGAAGAGUCUAAGUCUGUAUUGGAUGAACGAUGGGGUCGUUGGUUAGCCGGGUUCGAACCAGGCUCGGUGGUAUAUUGUGCUUUCGGGAGCCAGUUCAUUUUUGAAAAACCUCAGUUCCAGGAACUUUUGCUGGGGUUUGAGCUAACAGGGCUUCCUUUUUUUGUCGCCUUAAAGCCACCGUUGGAGGCUGCAACGAUUGAAGAAGCAUUGCCUGAAGGGUUCGAAGAGAGGGUUAAAGGGAGAGGGGUUGUUUGGGGCGGAUGGGUGCAACAACCAUUGGUGCUGGCUCACCCAUCAGUCGGCUGUUUUGUGAGCCAUUGUGGGUUUGGGUCGAUGUGGGAAUCUUUGAUGAGUGAUUGCCAAAUAGUGUUGUUUCCACAGUUGGGUGACCAAAUAUUGAAUACCAGGCUAAUGGCUGAUGAGCUCAAGGUUGCUGUGGAGGUUAAGAGAGAAGAAAAUGGAUGGCUUUCGAAAGAGAAUUUGAGAGAAGCUAUAAAAUCAGUGAUGGAUAAGGAUAGCGAAGUGGGUAAGUUGGCAAAGGAGAAUCACAAGAAAUGGAGAGAUACGAUCAACCCAGAAUUCACGAAUGAUUACAUCGAUAAGUUCAUCCAAAGGAUGCAUGAGCUUGUCGAGUGAAGCACCAUAUAUAAGAAAGAGAACACCUAAAAUAUGGCUUCAGAGCUUGGAAAGCAGCAUCCAGAUGCCAUGAUUUCUUCCUCAAACUUGCUAAUCUCGUGUCGCAAUUCAUGA
Messenger RNA from Theobroma umbraticum, 1491 nucleotides. Its product is annotated as UDP-glycosyltransferase 79B6-like. Gene Ontology annotation, molecular function: UDP-glucosyltransferase activity. Lineage: Eukaryota; Viridiplantae; Streptophyta; Magnoliopsida; Malvales; Malvaceae. The record is from RefSeq and is a predicted model, not a curated record.